Messenger RNA from Engraulis encrasicolus (European anchovy), 2870 nucleotides. RefSeq names its product NACHT, LRR and PYD domains-containing protein 3-like. The record is from RefSeq and is a predicted model, not a curated record. Gene Ontology annotation, biological process: intracellular signal transduction. Bases 1 to 2787 code for a protein of 928 amino acids. NCBI's taxonomy places the organism in Eukaryota, Metazoa, Chordata, Actinopteri, Clupeiformes, Engraulidae. The transcript has 8 exons.
AUGGAGGAGUCUGUCUCUAAGAGGAGACCACCCUCUCCUGUACCCACCUGUGUGUCUACGAAGAGUGAUGUGUCCAUGGAUGAUGUGUCCAUGGAUGAUGUGUCCAUGGCUCAUUUUAAAGGUGGAGACUCUUCACCUCAACAGAUGGAGGAGUCUGUGUCUAAUAGGAGACCACCCUCUCCUGCACCCACCUGUGAGUCUAUGAAGAGUGAUGACUCCAUGGAACACCCCAUUAAUUUCAAAGGAGGAGACUCUUCACCUCAACAGAUGGAGGAGUCUGUGUCUAAGAGGAGACCACCCUCUCCUGCACCCACCUGUGUGUCUAUGAAGAGUGACCAGUCCAUGGAUAACAUUAUUAACUUUAAAGGAAGCGACUCGUCACCUCAACAGUCUAACCAGCAUAAGAGGUCCCACUCUGCUACAGUGAGCCAUUGUGAACCCUUGACGAAACAGCAGCCCAGUCAACCAGAAGUCUGGCUUUCAGGACAAAGCCAGCUUUAUGAUCAGAGACAGCAACUUGAUCAAGUGCAGGAAAUGCAGCAGAUCCACAAGUCUCAUCUGCAGAAGAGGUUCCAGUGUCUGAUUGAGGGCAGCAUAGAGCAUGGUAACAGCACAGAAUUGAACAAGGUCUACAUAGAUCUCCACAUAAUAAAGGGAGGAUGGUGGGGAGGGGUCAAUAAUGAACAUGAGGUCAGACAGAUAGAGAGGGCAUCCCGGAGAGAAGAGAUUUUAGCAGAAGUGAACAAGAUCAACAGAGCUAUAUACAUUGCAGAGGGAGGAUGGUGGGAACGUGAGGCCAGAGAAAAAGUGGUGGCAUCCUGGAAAGAAGAAGAUCCAGGCAGACCAAUCAAAUGCAUAGACCUCUUUAAAACUGGAUCUGGACAAGCCAACCCCGUCAGAUCUGUACUGACUAAGGGGGUGGCCGGCAUUGGAAAAACAGUCUUUGUGCAGAAGUUCAUUCUGGACUGGGCUGAAGGGAAAGCCAAUCAGGAUGUGCACUUCAUAUUUCCUUUUCUUUUCCGGGAGCUGAACCUGAUGAAGGAGAAGAAAUUCAGUCUGGUGGGUCUUAUCCAGCACUUCUACCCUAAGAUAAAAGCAGAAGAAAUACUCAGCUCAGAGCACAGAGUAAUGUUCAUCUUUGAUGGUCUGGAUGAGUGUCGACUUCCUAUGCAGUUCAGACACAGCUCAAAGUGUUGUGAUGUGACAGAACAGGUCUCAGUCGAUAUGUUGCUGACAAACCUCAUCCAGCGGAAUCUGCUUCCCUCUGCUCUCCUCUGGAUCACCACCAGACCAGCAGCAGCUGGUCAGAUCCCCCAUAUGUGUGUGGACCAGGUGACAGAAAUAUGUGGAUUCAAUGAUCCACAGAAAGAGGAGUACUUUGGGAAGAGAAUCAGUGAUGAGAAUCUGGCCAACAGAGUCAUCAGACACCUGAAGUCAUCCAGGAGCCUCUACAUCAUGUGCCACAUUCCAAUCUUCUGCUGGAUUGCAGCCAUUGUUGCAGAGACAACACCAGAAGAAUCAGACAAAGCUGAAAUGCCAAGGACUAUGACUCAAAUGUACAGCCACUUUCUCAUCAUUCUGAUCAGCAUUAAAAGGGGCAAGUAUACAGAGAGAAAAGAGACAGAAGAAGAGAUCAUUUUCAAACUGGGGAAACUGGCAUUUCAGCAGCUGGAGAAAGGCAAUCUAAUAUUCUAUGAGGAAGACCUGAGAGAGGCUAGCAUUGAUGUCACAGAAGCAUCAGUGUACUCAGGAGUGUGUACUCAGAUCUUCAGAGAGGAGAAGAAUGUUUACCAGGCAAAGGUGUUCAGCUUUGUUCACCUGAGCAUCCAGGAGUUCCUAGCAGCGUUUUAUGUAUUUCUGUGCUUCAGCAAUGGAGAGAAAAACAUGUCUGACCAACAGCAAACCUCUCAGCUCUCUGCUCUGUUCAGAGCUGCAACACUUCAUGACCUGCACAAGACUGCAGUGCAUCUGGCCUCACAAAGUCGGAAUGGACACCUGGACCUUUUCCUCCGCUUUCUGCUAGGCCUCUCACUGGAGUCCAAUCAGAACCUCCUAAAACACCUACUUCCAAAGACCAGCAGCCAAAUACAGAGCUCAGUACAGACAGUCCAGUGUAUCAAAGACAAGAUCAGAGGUGAGACAAGGUCUAGUUCAGACAGAGAGAUUAACUUCUUCUACUGCCUGAAUGAGUUGAGUCAGCAUGCUGUAGUGGAGCGUAUUGACAGACAGGGAGGAAAGCUGUAUGUAGAGAUGCUCUUACCAGGAAAGUGGGAGACAGUGAAAUUUACACUCACAAUGUCAGAAGAGCAACUGGAUGGGUUUGACCUGCAGAAAUACAUAGAUACACCAGAGAAAGAUCAGACUGAUUUCCUCAGCCCUGAUGAUGUUCUUCAGAAACUGGUGCCAGUGGUCACAACAUCCAUAAGUGCAUGGCUGCAGUGCUGUAAACUGACAGAGAAGAGUUGUUCCCAUCUGGUCUCUGUCCUCUCCUCACACUCCUCACGUCUCACCUAUCUGGACCUGAGUUCCAAUGAUCUGCAUGACUCUGGAGUGGAAAUUCUAUGUUCUGGACUUCAACAUCAACACUGCAGAUUGGAAACACUGAUGCUGCAGAGCUGUAUGCUGACAGUGAAGAGUUGUUCUCUUCUGGCCUCUGUCCUGUCCUCACACUCCUCAUGUAUCAAAGAGUUGUACCUGUUAGGUAAUGGCCUGAGUGCCUCAGAUGUUGAGCAGCUCUCUGCUCUGAAAGAAGACCCCCACUGUAGACUGGAGACACUAGAGUGGUGAGCAGCAGUGAGGACGAGAGCCCUGAUAUGACACACACACACACACACACACACACACACACACACACACACACACACACACAC